AUGAUAUGCAUUUCUUUCUUUUCCUUUUUUUUUACCUUCUCAUUCUUUCUUUCUUUCUUUCUUUCUUUCUUUCUUUCUUACCAGCAUUUUAUUUUUUUUUUUGUUAUCUCCAGGCGUUUCUUUCUUACUUUCUUUAUUUACCAGCGUUUUCUCUUGCUAUGUUUUGUUAUCAAACCGGCGUUUCUUUCUUUCUUUCUUUCUUUCUUUCUUUCUUUCUUUCUUUCUUUCUUUAUGUUUGUACAUUUCUUUUUCUUCUUCCGUCGUUUCUUUUCUUUCUUUCGCCAUUCAUUUGUUUGUUUGCUUCCUCUUACAUUUGUUUUUCUUCUUUCUUUCUUUCUUUCUUUCUUUCUUUCUUUCUUUCUUUCUUUCUUUCUUUCUUUCUUUCCUACUGGCGUUUCCACCUUUUGCUACCUACAAACGUUCCUUUCUUUCUUUCUUUCUUUCUUUCUUUCUUUCUUUCUUUCUUUCCUACUGGCGUUUCCACCUUUUGCUACCUACAAACGUUCCUUUCUUUCUUUCUUUCUUUCUUUCUUUCUUACUGGCGUUUCCACCUUUUGCUACCUACAAACGUUCCUUUCUUUCUUUCUUUCUUUCUUUCUUUCUUUCUUUCUUACAAGCGUUUCCUUCUCUCUUUCUUUCAAAGCUGCAAACGUUUCUUUCUUUCUUUUUCUUACUUUCUUCCUUUACUACAAGUGUUUCUUUCUUUCAAAACUACAAACGUUUUUCUUUCUUUCUGUCUUUUUUCUUUCUAUCUUUUCCUUCUUUCUUUACCUCAAGCGUUUCCUUCUCUCUUUCUUUCAAAACAACAAGCGUUUCUUUCUUUCUUUAUUUCUUUCUUUUCUUUCUUUCUUUCUAUCUUUCUUUCUUUCUUUCGCAGCACUUCUUUCUUUGUAUCUUUCUUUCAUUACUACCGGCGUUUCCACCUUUAAUUUUGCUAUCUACAAACGUUCCUUUCUCUCUCUCUUUCUUUCUUUUUUACAAACGUUCUCUUUCUUUCAAAACCUUUCUUUCUUUCUUUUUCUUUCUUUCUUCCUUUAUUACAUGCGUUUCUUUCUUUCUUUCAAAACUACAGAGGUUUUUUUUUGUUUUCCUGUCUUUUUCUUUCUUUCUAUCUUUUUCUUUCUUUCUUUACUACAAACGUUUCUUUCUUUCUUUCUUUCAAAACAACAAGCGUUUCUUUCUUUCUUUCUUUCUUUCUUUCUUUCUUUCUUUCUUUCUUUCUUUCUUUCUUAUGAAUGUUUGUUGACCUCUUUUCAAAUACUGCGUUUAUCAUAA
Acanthosepion pharaonis is the source of this 1275-nucleotide messenger RNA. Lineage: Eukaryota; Metazoa; Mollusca; Cephalopoda; Sepiida; Sepiidae. The record is from the annotation of a GenBank genome assembly.